UAGACAUUGGAAGCACUCAGUUCAGCACUCAGCUUCAGCGGGUUAUCAGUACGAACAAAAUCGUUGUUGCUACAAAUAGAUAGCAAUGCUAUUAAUUUUAGUCUUAGCGCUAUUGGCUGGAAGCCGAUUUGCUCAUGCCGAAGGCUCAAAGGAGGAAUUUACUUGCUCGGACAGCACUUCCAUUAAUGGUGCGUUGAAGUGCGAUGGAAAAAAGGAUUGUGCUGAUGGCAGUGACGAGACUUUCGUGGCUUGCCAUGCAUCAACUUGCGAGGAAAAUGAUCUGUUCAGAUGCAACUAUGGUGGCUGUGUGGACAAAACCAAGCAGUGUGAUGGCGUUAAAGACUGUUGGGAUAACAGCGAUGAAAAUAAAUUUUUGUGUGCUAAUGAGACAAGUAUAAAUGUUCUCCUUGACGAACUUCGAGGUAAUUGCGAACACCCUUAUGGUCUCUCUUGCGAGGUAAAGUCUAAAAAGAUAUGCUUGAGGUGGAGUCAGAUUUGUGACGGUGUUAUAGAUUGUUUCAACGAGAUAGAUGAAAAAAAAUGAAAUAUGCUCCUCAGCAUUAUGUCCAGCUAAAUCAUUUCGUUGUCAAAACGGCGCCUGCAUUCAAAAAAAAAGUUUUUGCAAUGUCCAGGUUGAUUGC
Messenger RNA from Drosophila nasuta, 641 nucleotides. Its product is annotated as modular serine protease-like. Bases 86 to 544 code for a protein of 152 amino acids. Lineage: Eukaryota; Metazoa; Arthropoda; Insecta; Diptera; Drosophilidae. The record is from RefSeq and is a predicted model, not a curated record. The transcript has 3 exons. Gene Ontology annotation, molecular function: protein binding.